AUUAUUUUUCUCUCUCUUAGUUCCGUGUUGUUUACCUCUGGACUCUGGCGCCCAAUUUCCGCUGUUGAUUUUCCUCAGUCAAACUACUAAUUUCUAGGGUUUGCAGUAAUCUGGAGUGUGACUGUGAAGAUGGAGAGAUUCAGGGACCAUGGCAAUGGCUAUCAAGACCCUCAUCGCAACUCUCAAUACCCCAAUUCAUCUUCUUGGCCUUCUAACGAUCAGAGACCUAACUUUCCCGGCGACCACCCCCACCACCACCACCGCGACCACCACCAUCAUAAUCAUCACCAUAACUACCACCAUUACAACCACCACUUCCAACCUCAAUUUAACCACCAACCGCCGCAGCACCAGCAUCACCACCCGCAGCAGCAGCCCCACCACCACCAGCGGCACCAAUUUGAAAGCUUUCCAGAUCACCAGCAGGCCCAGCACAUGGGGAGUGAACAAAAUGACCCGUUUUGGUCAAACGGUGGCGGCAGUGGUGGUUAUAAUUCAGGUCAAAAGAGAAGCUUUCACCAUUCUGGUCCAGGAGCUUCCCCAGAUCAUCCUGAUGGAAGUGGUGUGGCAAAAUUAUAUGUGGCCCCUGUUCCAAGAACAGCCACUGAAGAUGAUAUCCGCUCCUUGUUUAAAGAACAUGGAAAUGUUGUUGAGGUUAUUUUGCCAAAGGAUAAGAAAACUGGUGAACGACAAGGAUAUUGUUUUGUGAAAUAUUUAACAUUUGAGGAAGCUGGCAGAGCUAUUAAAGAAUUGGACAGUCAGCAUACUUUCCCCGGGGAAUUGGCUAGCAUCAGAGUUAGAUAUGCCGAUGCUGAUCGUGAUCGCGUUGGGACACCUCAUCUAGAGAAAAUAUUUGUCAGUGGCUUGAGCAAACAAGCUUCAAGAAAGGAGAUUGAGGAGAUAUUUUCUCCUUAUGGUAUAGUUGAAGACAUCUACAUCAUACGUGAUGAUCAUGGGGAAAAUCGUGGAUGUGGAUUUGUUCAAUUUUCUCGUAGAGAAAUGGCACUCGCAGCAAUCAAUGCAUUAAAUGGACUUUUCACUAUGAGGGGUUGUGACCAGCCAUUGAUUGUUAAAUUUGCAUAUCCUAAGAAACCAAGAGCUGGAGAACCAAGCAGGGCAAAUUAUGGUCCUAAUAGCCUAAAUUCUGGUUGCCAUACUUCAGAGCUAACUAUGAGACCAGUGCCGAAUUUCUGCAACCCAAUGGCAGGGCCUGUACCACCCACUGUUCCAUAUCCUGUGCAACAAAUUCCUCUGAACCCCCAACCACAAGCCUUUCCCCCUUGGGCAAAUACAGGAGGUGCAGCACCUAUUGUUGCGCAACAAUCACAUCCCCCAUUGCAAGCACCGUUACAGCCAACUCAGUUUCCAUUACAGCAGACACAACCUCCAUGGGAAAGUUCUCAAUCACAUCAACAAUCUGGCUCUGGGGUUCAGAAACAGAUUCCUCCAGUACUGCCAACAUCACAAAAUUUUGGACAGCCACAGAGUUCAAAUGUAUCCAAGUUAGAGUCUAUGCAGAGUGCAAGCAGCCAGACAAUUGUCACUAGUUCAUCUUCACCUACGGUACCGCAGAAUCUGGAGGCAUUAGCUACCCUAGAAUGUGACUGGAGUGAACACACCUGUCCUGAUGGAUACAAGUACUACUAUAACUGUGUCACUCUUGAAAGCACUUGGGAUAAGCCAGAGGAAUUUGCUUUAUUUGAGAAACAAUUACAGAAGCAGCAAAAACCUCAAAAUCCCAGCCAAAAGCUUCAAUCUCACUUGCCUGUUCCUUCUGCAGAACAAGUUUCUCAAAACGAAGAGGUGCUGGAUUGUGUUCAAGUCAAUUCAGAAACAAGUCGACUUGUUGGCCCAACCUGUGUUUAAGGGAUCUGAGGGAGUUUUUGCAGAACCAAAUUGCUUAGCAUACUCGCCUAGGCAUUUUUAUGAAGACAUACCUGUUCAUUGUUCUUAUUUUUGAAGUUAAUUGUUUCACAAAAACAAGCCUUCCCAAUAGAGAAUUACAGCAGGGUCCCAUAACAUUCCCCCCGCUUUUAGUUCUCUCUUUUCUCGGCUUUGUUAAUGGCUUGAUAUCAGUAGCUUCCUAUGAAACAGGUGGGCGCCUGCACUCUGCUGAAUGAGACUUCAUAGCCCCGUUAGGUAGCCUAUGUAACCGCUUUUCGGCUUUCAUUGACUAUGUUGUGUACAUAGGAGCUAGGCACUUUAAAAAAAUUGAAUGUAAUAUCUAUUGCAUUGUGUCCGAUGUUGCAAACUGUAUCCUAUGCCGUGUAUUCUACUCCAUUAACUUAAGCAGUUGUCUUUUUAUUAUAACAUAACUGCAAAAUUAUGGUCCAUCAUCUAAGCAAGUUGAGGUCGCUUUCUGAAUAUUUUUUUCUCAGAAACAUUGAAAUGGAAUCAAUGCACAUUCCUUUG
Rubroshorea leprosula is the source of this 2412-nucleotide messenger RNA. Lineage: Eukaryota; Viridiplantae; Streptophyta; Magnoliopsida; Malvales; Dipterocarpaceae. The record is from the annotation of a GenBank genome assembly.